AUGACAGGAGAUCCCAACCAGGAUACCUAUUUUGGGUGCUUCGUAUUGAGCCUCAUUGAGAACCAGAGGAGGGAUGCAUCGCUGAAGUCUGUGUCUGCAAAAUUGCAUGGGCGAAAAGGUCAACAUGCGAAAAAUGAGGCAAGUGCUGAUGGGAACGAGCUUCACGGCGUCCUGCAGGAGGCCAGCGCGUUCAUCGUGCCGAACGUUAUUUUCGUGAACGCAAACGGCUGCAAGAAAGCAGAGUCGCAGUUUGAGAAGUUUUAG
Messenger RNA from Parastagonospora nodorum SN15, 264 nucleotides. RefSeq lists its product as hypothetical. The transcript has 2 exons. The coding region runs from base 1 to 264 and encodes 87 amino acids. NCBI's taxonomy places the organism in Eukaryota, Fungi, Ascomycota, Dothideomycetes, Pleosporales, Phaeosphaeriaceae. The record is from RefSeq and is a predicted model, not a curated record.